UGGCAUUCAUAUAGACAAGCUUUAGCUGAAGUCAUUCCUUUUGACAAUACAUUGUUGAUAAUUAUUUCCUUGGCUGACAUCCAAGUUGGCUCUGAGUACAUCCGUAUUCACUCGUUGAAAAUUCCACUCACCAAAGAUCUUCACGGAAACACCCGAAGUGAAACGAAAGGUCGGUCCAGUAGGACUGCUGGUGGCGGCCACAGCGCCAUGUUGAACGGAAUCAUCACACUCCGUGGAGAGCCUCUCGUCAAAGAGCAGUUGUAAACAAAGUGUUAUUUAUUUUCCAAAGGGGGCACGCCUGUCAAGAUCGCCCUGGCAAGAAGAGGCGACCUAGAUAAUCGGAAACCCCGACCGGGGAGGGGGAACAGCCCCCCAAACCUUCAGCAAUGAAGAUAAACCACAAUAAGCGCUAGCCGGCUAACUUUAGCCUGCUAUUCUAUCAAUAAGCUAGCUAGCCUGUUAGCUCAAGCUUUUCUAUCCACUCGAACACCGGCAACCUGUUCCUACAAGGCCGGGUCUUGACGUAACUCGCCAGCAAUAUUUUUUUUUUACCUGCAUUGUUUUUGCGCGCCUAGUCGCUAGUUAAUUUAUUAUUGUAAAUAUCUGUAUAGACGUGUGUUUGUUUGUUGUUUUUUGUUUUUGUUUUUUUGCAAUGAGUUUGCCGCCAAAAGCGGUGCCUAAACCAGCCGCUGCCGCCGCUGGAACUGGACCUGGAUCCGGGCCGUCACCCUCGAGUCAGCUGCGGGGCCCCCUGCCCCAAGUACCGCUUCCACCAGGGCCGCCGGUAGCUCAGCAGCCACCGCCGGUGCCGCAUCCACCAAUUUUCCUUAAUAUCCCCCCUAGGACGUCCAGACUGCCGCUUCCCCUGGAAGAGCGAAUCUUCUCCACACAGCCCGUCGCUGCUGUCUACAGUGUACAUAGAACCCCUGGCCCAUAUGACAUCAGCAAGGGACACACUAACCUUGCGGGCACACCGCCAGGUCACGCCUCCUCCACUGGACUCUCUCAGGUAUCAGUUUCAACAGUAUCCUCUGCACAUCUGUAUGGUCACCCUAAAGGCUGGGAGGCAGGAGGAGGGUCUCCAUACACACCUGGACAGAAUGCCGGCACAACACCUCUCAUCUACUCUUCGCCAACACAGCCAAUGAACGCACAACCUCAGGGCCGCCCCUUUGCCCCUGGACCGCGUCCUACCCAUCACCAGGGAGGAUUCAGACCCAUUCAGUUUUUCCAGCGGACGCAGAUGCAAACUGUUCGGCCCGCCAUUCCAAGCAACAACCCUCCUAUUCGGCCCACGUCUCAGACCCCCACAGCAGCGGUUUACCCCCCAAAUCAGCCCAUCAUGAUGACCAUGGCACCCAUGCCCUUCCAUUCACAGACAGCACAGUACUACAUUCAGCAGUACCGUCACAGUGCUCCACCAUAUGUGGGGCCUCCUCAACAGUACCCAGUUCAGCCCACUGGCCCCAGUACCUUCUAUGCUGGACCAAGUCCAGGGGACUUCCCUGCACCUUAUGCAGGACCUCCCUACUAUCCUGGGCAGACCAUGUACACACCAUCUCCAUCCAUUAUAGUGCCUACACCACAACAACCUCCACCUACUAAGAGGGAAAAGAAAACAUCCUCUAAGAUCCGCAUCCGAGACCCCAACCAGGGCGGCAAGGAUGUUACAGACGAGAUAUUGUCAGGGGUGGGCGGUAGUCGCAACACAACCCCACCGGUGGGGCGGCCCUCCUCUACUCCUACACCUCCACAGUUUUUAUGUCCACACCCUCAUUAUCCUCACAUUUUCUACCUCAAAUCCCAGCAGCUGAACAGCCAGGUAGCAGAUCACGGGCACAUCAUGUUUAAUGUGGACGCCGCCCAGCUCCACCCUGCACAUGUCGACUUGAAAGCAGAUGACAAGCCAAAACUAGAGUUCGCUUUGCAGAGGUCUGCAUCUCCUGGACUGCGGCAACCAGGGGCUCCUUUGGAAAGAAGAGAUCCCUGUAGCCCAGUCCAAAUGCCCUCUCCCCCACAGAAAACUGAGCUUUCCCCCUCAGGCCCGGAAUUGGCCCCAAGUGUAGCUACAGCCCCCACUCCUUCCAUGCCUGCCUCAACAGUGGAAUCGGCUGAACCCUCAAGCCCCUCAGCUGAGCCCAGCCCUACUAAACCUAUCACACCAGAACUAGAGAGCUCAGAGCCAGAGAAAUCCUCAGAGCAACCCUCACCUCUGAGCCUGUCCACAUCCCCAGCCCAGCCUGAAAAGGCCAUCAAUGGGUUGGUGGAUACAGAUGCUGCUCCCUUGAGUGAGGACUUGGAAUCCCAGCCCAGGGAAGUCUCUCCGUUGCUGCCUACUCCCAGCAUUCCCCAGUCCCAGUCGCCCAUCACACCAGAGCUGGAGACGGAGUCUGCAGAGGUAAAGGCAGAUAGCCCCUUGCCUCCUGUUGAAGACAGUGCUGGGUCUCCUGACGCUCCAUCCCUUCCUGCCACAACCUCCAUCACAACUGCUGCUAUCUCCACCACAACUGCUCCACCUCCAGGCCUGACACAUCCAGCCAGGAGAUCCUCUACAGGGUCAGAGCUCAAAGAAGCAGGGAUGGAGACCGAGGCCUUGGCGGACAAGAGAGGCGAGCCCUUCUUGCAGUCCAGAAAAAGCUCAAUUCAAGCUACAUCUAGUGCACCAAAGACCUGGAAGAAGCCAAAAGAGGACACGCCUGUCAGUCAAGAUCAGUGUCCAGACAAAGAGGAGGACAUGGAUCGACCUGCUACAGAGCCUGCUGCAAAGAGCCCCAGUCCUCCUCCUGUGGAGGUGGAGAAGAGGCCGUCAGCAGGAGCAGUGCUUGAGGAGAAUGGAGAACAGGAAGCAGAGCCUCUAAGAAACGGGGCGGAACAUGUCUCCGAAACAGAGAGCAGCGACAGCAUCCACACGCCUGUAGCGAAAGAGCCGCUGAUCAAAGCAGUGCCACAAUUGGCAGAGAAGAAUGGAAAGAGGCUGUACGAAAGAGACUUCCUGUUGGGCUUCCAGUUCAUGCCUGCGUGUGUACAGAAACCUGAGGGGCUUCCUCCCAUUUCUGAUGUUGUUUUAGAUAAGAUUAACCAGAAUAAGCUGCCGAAUCGGCCAGUAGACCCUCGUGCGAUCUCCAGAGGCCCAGACUUCACACCAGCGUUUGCCGAUUUUGGCCGACAGAUUCCAGGGGGCAGAGGAGCACCGCUGCUGAAUGUAAGCAUGCGGCGACCUCCUGCGCGCAAGAUUAUUACAAACGUUUCGGUGAACGAUGAGGUGCAGCUCAGGACAGCAGAAAAUGCCUGGAAGCCUGGCCUGAAGCGGGAAAGCGUCAUUGAAGAUCCAGAGUCCCAGAAAACUCAGGAGCUUUUCCGAAAAGUGCGUAGUAUCCUCAACAAAUUGACGCCACAGAUGUUCAGCCAGCUGAUGAAGCAGGUGACCGACCUCACCAUUGACACAGAAGAGCGACUCAAGGGUGUUAUAGACCUGGUCUUUGAGAAAGCCAUCGAUGAACCCAGCUUCUCUGUUGCCUAUGGCAACAUGUGCAGCUGCCUGGCCACGUUGAAAGUGCCCAUGAUGGACAAGCCCAACAUCACUGUGAAUUUCCGGAAGCUGCUGCUGAACCGCUGUCAGAAGGAGUUUGAGAAAGACAAGGUGGAUGAUGACGCCUUUGAGAGAAAACACAAGGAGCUGGAGGCAGCUACCUCGGCUAGCGAGCGGGAGAGGCUGCAGGAGGAGCUGGAAGAGGCAAAGGACAAGGCCCGCAGACGCUCCAUUGGCAACAUCAAGUUCAUCGGCGAGCUCUUCAAGCUGCGGAUGCUGACGGAGGCCAUUAUGCAUGACUGUGUAGUCAAGUUGCUGAAGAAUCACGAUGAAGAGUCACUCGAGUGCCUCUGUAGACUGCUCACCACUAUUGGAAAGGACCUGGACUUUGAGAAAGCUAAGCCACGAAUGGAUCAGUACUUCAAUCAAAUGGAGAAGAUAGUAAAGGAGAAAAAGACUUCAUCUCGCAUUCGCUUCAUGCUGCAGGAUGUUAUUGACCUGCGAUUGCACAAUUGGGUGUCUCGGAGAGCUGACCAGGGACCCAAGACCAUCGAGCAGAUCCACAAGGAGGCAAAGUUGGAGGAGCAGGAGGAACAGAGGAAGGUCCACCAGCAGCUGCUGUCUAAGGACAACAAGAGGAGACCAGUGGUGCAGAGAGAGGAGACCUGGAGCACUGUGCCAAUGACUAAGAACAGCAGGACAAUAGACCCCACUAAGAUUCUCAAAAUCUCCAAGCCAACAAUAGAUGAGACGAUUCAACUGGGACCAAGAGCUCAGCUGAACUGGAUGAAGGGCAGCAGUGGAGGGGCUGGAGCCAAGGCCAAUGAGUCAGAUGUCUCUCGCCCCAGUGCCACCAGUUUGAACCGUUACUCAGCCCUGCAACCCUCAGCACCACCGGCCUCCACUUUAUCCUCUACAUCCCCAGACUUUGAUUCCAGGCGAGUUCUCAGCAGUCGUGGAAGCUCAGGACGGGAACACAGUGACAAGCCAUUGAGUACAGGUGCCACUCGGACAGGGCCCCUCUCAUUGGGAUGCAGCAAUAAGGAGGGUCCUGAAGAGGUGGUGCAAGAGGUGUCCCUCAGAGACUCAAAUACCUCAGACACGCCCAAGCUGCCCUCCAGCACUGCGGACCAGAGCAGACUGGAGCGUAGCCAAUCCAGGGAGUCUGCACCGUCAGGCGGCUCUCCAGACAAGCCUGCAUUAACAGAAGAGGAGAUGGAGAGGCGGUCCAAGACGAUUAUUGAUGAGUUUUUGCACAUUAAUGAUUAUAAGGAAGCAAUGCAGUGUGUUGAGGAACUGGAGCAGCCUGCCAUGCUCUAUGUGUUCGUGCGGGUGGGUGUGGAUUCAACGGUGGAGAGGAGUCAGAUCACGCGAGACCACAUGGGUCAGCUGCUCUACCAGCUGCUGCAGGCUGGAAGCCUUUUGAAGCCUCAGUUCUUUAAAGGGUUCUCUGAAACUCUUGAAUUUGCAGAUGAUGUGGCCAUUGAUGUUCCUCAUAUAUGGUUGUACCUUGCGGAGCUGGUGACCCCUGUGCUUCGAGAGGGGGGAAUCUCUAUGAGAGAAUUAUUUAGUGAAUUUAGUAAACCAUUACUCCCUGUGGGAAGAGCUGGGAUAUUAUUUUCUGAAAUAUUGCACCUUCUAUGCAAACAUAUGAGCCAUAGGAAAGUGGGAUCAUUAUGGAGGGACUCUGGGUUGAGCUGGGCGGAUGUUAUACCUGAAACAGAGGAUGUGCACAGCUUCAUCACAGAACAUAAACUCGACUUCACUCUUUCUGAUUGCUCAAACCCAAAUGAGGCUGUCUCUAAGAGAUCACUCUCGCCUGAGGAAUUAAACAAGCAACUUGAAAAACUACUACUUGAGGACAUGGCUGGCGAUGAACAAAUCUUCGACUGGGUUGAGGCCAAUCUAGAUGAAUCAGAAAUGAGUUCACCUCCUUUCCUCAGAGCUUUAAUGACUGCUGUGUGUAAAGCAGCAGUGAAAACCGAGGGCUCCUCCUGCAAAGUGGACACGUCCAUAAUCCAGAGGAGGUUGCCUGUAUUACACAAGUACCUUAACUCGGACACAGAGAGACAGUUGCAAGCACUUUAUGCACUUCAAGCAUUGGUAGUAAAACUGGACCAGCCUCCUACACCGCUUAUCAAGAACAACCAUAAACAACAAACAAUUACAUGAGGGAUUCUCAUCGAUCUCAAACCAUCACCGCUCAGGAACAACCAACAACAACAAACAAUUACGGUAAGUCAUGGCAUCCGCUCAUGUUAUUGCUUCCUGCAUUACAUGCCACAUGUUUACUAUAGCUUCUUUCGUCAGCAGUGAGGGAUUCACAUGUGAUAAAUGUAAAGAAUUAGUCAGGCUGACGGAGAAGGUUAAUGAGUUAGAGACCUGCAUCCGAACGCUAGUGGAGGUCAGUGAGAAAGAGAACCCGGUAGAUACUGUUUUGGAUGCAGGCAACACACACACUUUGGUUCCGGCUCUAGAGCCCCCGCAGCAGGGCUCUGAGGGCGACAUCUCAGCGGCAUACCCACUCAGCAAUGCGACACCACUCUCCCGUUCUUGUUAGUGUUUCCAAUCGAUUCUUCCCACUCAGUGAUGCACCCACUGAGAAUCAUGUUGAAAGAGCCUUUGUCAUAGGUGAUUCUGUUGUAAGAAACGUGGAAAUAGAGACUCCAGCCACCGUUAAAUGCAUUUCGGGUGCCAGAGCGUCUGACAUCAGAUCAAAUUUAUAAGUGCUGGCUAAUGCUAAACGUAGAUUUUCUAAAAUUGUUAUUCAUAUCGGCACUAACGAUGUCCGGCUUCGCCAGUCAGAGAUCACUAGAGAUAAUGUUAAAGAGGUGUGUGAACUUGCAAAAACGAUGUCAGACACUGUAAUAUGCUCUGGCCCCCUCCCUGCUCAUCAUGGUGAUGAGGUUUAUAGUAGAUUAGUGUCACUGAAUGGCUGGGUGUCUGAGUGGUGUCUGGAGAAUACCAUAGGAUUUAUAGACAAUUGGAAGAGUUUUUGGGGUAGACCUGACCUGCUAAAGAGAGAUGGAAUCCAUCCCUUCAGGGAAGGUGCUGCUCUCCUCUCUAGUAAUUUGGCUCAUAGUCUUAAUAGUGAUAGUAUUUGAAUAACUGGGGCCCAGGUCAGGAAGCAGACAAACUGGCUAAUCCGAACGUCAACGUAAUUGAAGAUAAACAUCAUAUAAAGAUAGGGCUACUAAACAUUAGAUCUCUUUCAACCAUAGCACUAAUUGUAAAUGAAAUUAUUACAGAUCAUAAUUUGGAUGUGCUCUGUUUGACUGAAAUCUGGCAUAAACCGGAUGAUUAUAUUAGUUUAAAUGAAUCUACUCCCCCAGGUUGUUUUAAAAAUGAGCCUCAUCUGAAGGGUCGAGGAGGAGGUGUUGGUAAAAUUUACAGUGAUGUUUUUGGUGUUACUCAGAGGACAGGAUACAAGUUUAAGUCUUUUGAACUAAUAAUACUUAAUGUAACACCGUCAGAUAUAAAUAAAAAAUCUGUCAUCUUUUGCCCUUGCUACAGUAUAUAGAUCACCCGGGACUUAUUCUGAUUUCCUUGGUGAAUUUGCUAAUUUUCUAUCAGAUCUAGUAGUUAAUGUAGAUAAAGCUUUAAUUGUUGGUGACUUCAACAUUCACAUAGAUAAUGAAAAUGACACAUUGGGAUUAGCAUUUAUCAAUAUUCUCAACUCUCUUGGAGUCAGACAGAAUGUGACAGGACCAACUCAUCGCCAUAUUCAUAUGCUAGAUUUAAUUCUGUCAUACAGAGUUGAUGUUGAUACUAUAGAAAUUCUGCCGUAGAGCGAUGACAUCUCGGAUCAUUACCUCGUCUCUUGUAUGCUACGAUCAGCUAAUGUUACUCAAUCUACACCAUUCUAUCGUUCAGGUAGAACUAUUCUUUUGACUACUAAAGAUAGCUUCACUAAUAAUCUUCCAGAUCUAUCUCAUACACUCAGUAAACCCCAAAGCCUAGAAGAAUUUGAUGAAAUAACAGAAAAUAUAAAUAGUCUUCUCUAGCACUCUUGUUAGUGUCGCCCCCCCUUCGAUUAAAGAAAAACGCCCCGCACCAUGGUACAAUGAUCACACUCGUGCUCUCAAGAGAGCAGCUUGGAAAAUGGAGCGCAAGUGGAAGAAUACAAAAUUAGAUGUAUUUCGUGGUGCAUGUAAGGAUAGUGUCUGUAGCUACAGACAGGCACUGAAAGCUGCCAGGUCAGCUUAUUUUAGAAAAUUCGUAGAAAAUAACCACAACAAUCCAAGGUGUUUAUUCAGUACUGUGGCUAAAUUGGUUAGGAAUAAAGCCUCAACUGAACCAGAUAUUCUGUCGCAGCACAAUAGUAGUCUUCAUGAAUUUCUUUACUGAUAAAAUUGAAAUAAUCAGAAAUAAAAUUGGAAUUAUGCAAUCAUCUAUCACAGUACCUCAGAAAACAGUGUCUCAUAAUUUUCCUCAUGUGCAACCUCAAUCCUUCGCUGUCACAGGUCAUGAAGAGCUAACAAAACUUAUCGAAACAUCAAAAGCCACAACAUGUUUGUUCGAUCCAAUACCAACUAAGCUCUUAAAAGAGGAAUUCCAUGUAAUUCCAGAACCUCUUCUUAAUAUUAUUAACUCCUCGCUAUCCUUAGGACAUGACCCAAGAAACUUUAAAAUGGCAGUUAUCAAACCGCUUAUUAAGAAGCCACAGCUUGAUCCUAGAGAAUUGGCUAAUUAUUGACCGACUUCAAAUUUCCCGUUUAUGUCAAAAAUACUAAAAAAGUUUGUGUCCUCCCAAUUAUGUUCAUUUCUACAGAGAAAUAGUAUAUAUGAACAGUUUCAGUCAGGAUUUAGGCCACACCACUGUACAGAGACUUCACCUAUCAGAGUUACUAAUGACUUGCUCUUAUCAUCUGAUCGCGGCUGCAUUUCUCUUCUAUUGCUUUUAGAUCUUAGUGCUGCCUUCGACAUGAUAGAUCACGAUAUUCUUUUGAAUAGGCUAGAGAAUUAUGUUGGCAUUUGUGGACUUGCAUUACCAUGGUUUAGGUCCUAUUUAGCAGACCACUACCACUUUGUCUAUGUAAACAAGGAAUUGUCAAAUCAAACAAAUGUUAAGUAUGGAGUGCCACAGGGAUCCGUUUUAGGGCCUUUGCUUUUCUCCUUAUAUAUGCUUCCCCUGGGAGAUAUUAUCAGGAAUUAUGGAAUAAGUUUCCACUUAUUCAACUUUAUAUUUCUUCGAAACCCCAUGAAAUUUCACAAUUCUCCAAAUUAGCAGAGUGUAUCAAUGAAAUCAAAUAUUGGAUGGCCAGGAAUUUCCUUCUACUGAAUUCCGACAAAUCAGAGGCAAUAGUUAUUGGACCAAAAACCUAUAUUCCAUCACAUUCAUUACGAUCGCAAAACUCUGGCCUGCUAAUAGUUCCUAGAAUAUCAAAAUCCACAAAAGGGAUUCCUAUUUGGCUCCUAAACUAUGCAAUAGUCUCCCUAACAUUGUUUGGGAUGCAGACACACUCACUGAGUUUAAGUCUAGACUAAAGACUAAUCUAUUUAGCCAGGCAUACACCUAAUUUAUUCUUCACCACACAAUUAGGCUGCUUUAGUUAGGUCUCCCGGAACCUGAAACAUUGAUCAUGAUCUAUAACUCUGCAAAAAAUUGAAUGGUAUCUACGCUAAUAUUAUUCUAUUUGUUUCCAUGUCUCAACCUCGGGUCUCCUAUCCCGAGGUCACCAGAACCGGCCGGAUCCAGCUCCAUUCCUGCUUGGUAUCGGACUCCACUGCUACGUGUCUCUGAGUGCCAGCCAGACAUCACUUCAGUCUAUUAUAAUAGACCUCAGAGGAUGAACUAAUGCGAACUCCAACCAUAAGACAUGGGAUACUACAUAUGCCAUUGCCUGAACCUUGGAUUUAGGAUAGACCUCACCGAAAUUACCGGCAGGUUGAACUGCGAAGCACCUCACUGAUCUCGGCCUGCAUCACUCUGGUAUAAUGAUGGGCUACACUCUUAAAAUGGAAUACAUAGACUAUCAAUAAAUUGCCAACAAAAGCCUUCAUCAGCCAACUAACAAAGGACAAUUUCAUCUAUGUGAACUCCUACAGUUAAUCCAGGAUGGACUUCAAAGACAUUAGUCAUUAAUCUUACAGUUCUUCCAAAAUCUUUGUUUAGACACUGGCCCUUAACACUUACUUAGUUUACUCAUUUUAAACCAUGACUUGCACUGCACAUAAAUAAGUAAUAUUGGCAUUAUAUUCAUGCUGUUAGCCAGAGGGGAACUGGCCCCCACAGUGAGCCUGGUUUCUCCAUUAAUCAACAUCUUAUGGAGUUUUUCCUUGCCACAGUUGCCUUCGGCUUGCUCACUGGGUUUCUAAAUACAAUUAUUAUUUAAUUACUUAUUUUUAUACACACUUCAUCAUAUUUAAUCAAACUACACAAUAUGACUCUAAGACUUUAUAGAUAUUACAGUUUAAUUUUCUGUUAAUGCAUGAUUUUCUGUAAAGCUGCUUUGAAACGAUGUGUGUUGUGAAAGGCGCUAUACAAAUAAAAAUGACUUGACCUUAAGACAUGCCAGUCUAUUGCAUACUGUGGCAAAUAAAAAAAAAACACAAAGACAAUGUUAAGCUUCAUUUAACGAACCAAAUAGCUUUCAACUGUGUUUGAAAUAAUGGCAAGUGAUUUUGUAGUACCAAAUUCGCAAUUUAGCAUGAUUACUCAAGGAUAAGGUGUUGGAGUGAUGGCUGCUGGAAAUGGGGCCUGUCUAGAUUACUUUUUUCAAAUAGUGAUGGUGCUGUUAUUUACAUCAGUAAUGUCCUGACUAUACUUUGUGAUCAGUUGAAUCCCACUUUGGUGAAUUAAAGUACCAAUUUCCUUCCGAAUCAGAAAAAUCUGUACAUUAUUACAAACGUUUGGCCACCUGUGUGUGUGUGUGUGCUCAAAAGUUUGCAUACCCUGGCAGAAAUU
Myxocyprinus asiaticus (Chinese sucker) is the source of this 10436-nucleotide messenger RNA. RefSeq names its product eukaryotic translation initiation factor 4 gamma 3-like. The transcript has 35 exons. The record is from RefSeq and is a predicted model, not a curated record. Lineage: Eukaryota; Metazoa; Chordata; Actinopteri; Cypriniformes; Catostomidae. The coding region runs from base 653 to 5701 and encodes 1682 amino acids. Gene Ontology annotation, cellular component: eukaryotic translation initiation factor 4F complex. Gene Ontology annotation, molecular function: mRNA binding; translation initiation factor activity; protein binding.